Staurois parvus is the source of this 345-nucleotide messenger RNA. The record is from the annotation of a GenBank genome assembly. Lineage: Eukaryota; Metazoa; Chordata; Amphibia; Anura; Ranidae.
CCCCGGGGGCGCGCAGCGUGGCGAUCGGUGGUGUGCUGAGUACCGAUCAACGGUAAAAGCCGAAGACCUCGGCUCUGUCAUGUGAUCAGUUGUGUCCAAUAACAGUUGAUCGCAUGGGACAUGUACACUGAUCAUCAGGGCACUGAUGAUCAGUGUGCCCUGAUGAUCUGUGUAGCCCCAGCAAUACCACCUCUCAGUGCCCAUCAAUGCCAGCUGUCAGUGCUCAUCAAUGCCACCUGCCAGUGCCCAUCAGUGCCACAUCAAUGCCACAUAUCAGUACCUACCAGUGCACAUCAAUGCCACAUAUCAGUGCCCCUCUGAGCUGCCUUUCAGUGCCAGUCAGUG